Molecule: messenger RNA, 591 nt
Organism: Linnemannia hyalina
Lineage: Eukaryota; Fungi; Mortierellomycota; Mortierellomycetes; Mortierellales; Mortierellaceae
Source: the annotation of a GenBank genome assembly
AUGAAGUUGGCAUUUGGUCUGGACUACAGCGAUGACUCGAACCAUCUCUUUGGGUGCCUGAUCAACCACAACAUUGGCAACGGUGGUCUUCAUCGUCAAUCAAGCCAAAUGGCCUCGAAUUAUGCUGGUGAGGGUACUAGUAUGACUGAUUACCUCCCUCCUCCACCUCCACCUACCCUUUCGACUCACCAGCCCAAGGAUGACAAUGACCGUGUAUGGACGACUAUCAACACCUACAGCAACACAAGCAACAAGAGCAACAAGAGCAACAACAAGUACUACAAGAACAUCAGCAACUUGACUUUGGCAACAAAAGUGCACCUCAGUACCCACCUGAGGUCAUCACCAAUAGCCAAGUCCCCGACCAGAUCACCGUCCAAUCCCAUUCAAGCCCAGAAGACGAGGACCGAGCCCAGAAGACCAGGACCAAGCCCAGACCCAGGAAGGAUCUGUUGCCACUACGAGCACGAACACGACCAGUAUGACAGGCACGACACGGCCUCGAUCGUCGUUCCUUACUCUCCCGGGCCCCAUAUCCACCUACUGGAAACGACUCAAGCGAGGACCUUCGUCGACGCCUUCUUCAUCUAG